GGGCGGCGCCCCGAGCCCGGGCCCCGUGCGGCCCGCGCCCCCGGCCCCCGCUGAGCCCCGGGGGCCCCGCCGUGGCCGAGGCCAUGUUCCCCGUGUUCCCUUGCACGCUGCUGGCCCCCCCCUUCCCCGUGCUGGGCCUGGACUCCCGGGGGGUGGGCGGCCUCAUGAACUCCUUCCCGCCACCUCAGGGUCACGCCCAGAACCCCCUGCAGGUCGGGGCUGAGCUCCAGUCCCGCUUCUUUGCCUCCCAGGGCUGCGCCCAGAGUCCAUUCCAGGCCGCGCCGGCGCCCCCACCCACGCCCCAGGCCCCGGCGGCCGAACCCCUCCAGGUGGACUUGCUCCCGGUCCUCGCCGCCGCCCAGGAGUCCGCCGCGGCCGCGGCUGCCGCCGCCGCUGCCGCUGCCGCCGCCGCCGUUGCUGCUGCGCCCCCGGCCCCGGCUGCCGCCUCCACUGUGGACACAGCGGCUCUGAAGCAGCCCCCGGCGCCUCCUCCGCCGCCCCCGCCGGUGUCGGCGCCCGCCGCCGAGGCCGCGCCCCCUGUCUCUGCCGCCACCAUCGCCGCAGCCGCGGCCACCGCCGUCGUUGCCCCAACCUCGACGGUCGCCGUGGCCCCGGUCGCAUCUGCCUUGGAGAAGAAGACAAAGAGCAAGGGGCCCUACAUCUGCGCUCUGUGCGCCAAGGAGUUCAAGAACGGCUACAAUCUCCGAAGGCACGAGGCCAUCCACACCGGAGCCAAAGCCGGCCGGGUCCCCUCGGGUGCUAUGAAGAUGCCCACCAUGGUGCCCCUAAGCCUCUUGAGCGUGCCCCAACUGAGCGGAGCUGGCGGGGGAGGGGGAGAGGCGGGCGCCGGCGGCGGAGCUGCCGCAGUGGCCGCCGGUGGCGUGGUGACCACGACCGCCUCGGGAAAGCGCAUCCGGAAGAACCACGCCUGCGAGAUGUGCGGCAAGGCCUUCCGCGACGUGUACCACCUGAACCGACACAAGCUGUCGCACUCGGACGAGAAGCCCUACCAGUGCCCGGUGUGCCAGCAGCGCUUCAAGCGCAAGGACCGCAUGAGCUACCACGUGCGCUCACAUGACGGCGCUGUGCACAAGCCCUACAACUGCUCCCACUGUGGCAAGAGCUUCUCCCGGCCGGAUCACCUCAACAGUCACGUCAGACAAGUGCACUCAACAGAACGGCCCUUCAAAUGUGAGAAAUGUGAGGCAGCUUUUGCUACGAAGGAUCGUCUGCGGGCCCACACAGUACGACACGAGGAGAAGGUGCCAUGUCAUGUGUGUGGCAAGAUGUUGAGCUCGGCUUAUAUUUCGGACCACAUGAAGGUGCACAGCCAGGGCCCUCACCAUGUCUGUGAGCUCUGCAACAAAGGUACAGGUGAGGUCUGUCCAAUGGCAGGUGAGGUUUGUCCAAUGGCGGCGGCGGCGGCGGCAGCAGCAGCAGCAGCAGCAGCAGCAGUGGCAGCCCCACCCACAGGCGUGGGCUCCCUCUCUGGGGCCGAGGGGGUGCCUGUGAGCUCUCAGCCACUUCCCUCCCAGCCCUGGUGAGCUCCAAGUUGGUGGGGGGGAGAGGGGAGAAUGGAGGAAACUCCCUCGGUACCAUCUCCUCUUCCCCUCUCUUUUCCCACCAACUCCUCACUACUUCCCCCACCAACCAAGGAGCCUCCAGAAGGAAAGGAGGAAGAAAUGUUUUCUUAGGGGAAUUUGCUAGGUUUUAACGAUUUGUUUCUCCUGCUCCUCUCUCCUCCCUAUGAGACCUGACCCCAGACACACCUGUUCCCUUGGUUGUGUUGAAGUCCCCUGGACAGUGGGCAGGGGGGAGCAGAGGACAGGAGUGGCCACUGCCCUCACCCCCUCUCCUCUCUGUGACCCCCUGCCCUGCCCUUCCAGGGAUUGUGAGCCUUCUCCCUCGAUGGUCCUUCUUGCUCUCCUCCUUCCGGUGCCCCCGCCCCUACUGUCUGCUGCCCCUCCCUGGGGAGUUGGUGCUUUUUUUUUUUUUUUCCAGGGGGAGGGAGGAGAGGAAGGAGGGAAAUCAAAGAUUCUGUCCCAGAGAUGGGGAAAGGUGAGAUUUGAGAAGGGGCAGAAAGCAAAGGUUGUACCUUCAUCAGGUGGGGUUGUUUGGGGUCAGGCCCUGAACAUCAUCCUGCUUAAGAAUCUGUCAGGGGAAAACAAAGUCAAGGGGAGCAAAAGAAGGAGCCACUAGGGCCAGAGGCAGGACAAGAGAUGGAAUCCUAGGGGCCAGGGUAAAUGGAGGUAUCCAGGGACUAGAGGUGCUUCCUGGGGGUGGGGGGAAUGCAGCCACAGUGUCUCCCCCUUCCCUCUUCCACCCCAGCUCCAGCCCUGGCCUUUUCUUUUCAUCCCUCUCCCCCACGACAGAAGCUGUGGCCCUGGCCAUGUCAUCGUGUUCCGGUGUCCCCUGCAUGUUCCCCACCCUUCACCCCCUCCUUUUGCGCGGACCCCAUUACAAUAAAUUUUAAAUAAAAACGUG
Messenger RNA from Bubalus bubalis (water buffalo), 2484 nucleotides. RefSeq names its product MYC associated zinc finger protein (gene MAZ). Gene Ontology annotation, molecular function: RNA polymerase II cis-regulatory region sequence-specific DNA binding; DNA-binding transcription activator activity, RNA polymerase II-specific. The coding region runs from base 84 to 1544 and encodes 486 amino acids. The record is from RefSeq and is a predicted model, not a curated record. Gene Ontology annotation, cellular component: nucleus. NCBI's taxonomy places the organism in Eukaryota, Metazoa, Chordata, Mammalia, Artiodactyla, Bovidae. Gene Ontology annotation, biological process: regulation of transcription by RNA polymerase II. The transcript has 5 exons.